Messenger RNA from Cucurbitaria berberidis CBS 394.84, 225 nucleotides. RefSeq lists its product as uncharacterized. The record is from RefSeq and is a predicted model, not a curated record. NCBI's taxonomy places the organism in Eukaryota, Fungi, Ascomycota, Dothideomycetes, Pleosporales, Cucurbitariaceae. The coding region runs from base 1 to 225 and encodes 74 amino acids. The transcript has 2 exons.
AUGUGCUCUUACACGUACUCGUGGUACUACUGCAACCACGAUUAUUACAUUUGGGCCAACAGCAUUGAAGUCUGCUCAUCCCGCCUGCUUUCUGGUUAUUCCUACGACGCGUGGAGCAUCGACAUGUGCAAGAACAUGACCGUGUCCUGCGGCGGCUUCUCAAACUACUACUGCACCGAUUGCUCCGAGGACGUUGCGCUGGAGUAUGAGCUGGACGAGUUGUAG